Messenger RNA from Pestalotiopsis fici W106-1, 1476 nucleotides. RefSeq lists its product as uncharacterized. Gene Ontology annotation, molecular function: transmembrane transporter activity. The coding region runs from base 1 to 1476 and encodes 491 amino acids. The record is from RefSeq and is a predicted model, not a curated record. NCBI's taxonomy places the organism in Eukaryota, Fungi, Ascomycota, Sordariomycetes, Amphisphaeriales, Sporocadaceae. The transcript has 3 exons. Gene Ontology annotation, cellular component: membrane. Gene Ontology annotation, biological process: transmembrane transport.
AUGUCCGUCGAAAAGUCCGACUCGCCGGCAGAGGUUGAGGCUGCUGAAAAAAGUGAUGACUCUGUCGAAGGACCAUCAUGGACCGAGGCCGAGGAGACUGCUCUACGGCACAAGCUCGAUUGGCAAAUCGUCCCGACCGUGACCAUCCUAUAUCUUCUCUGCUUCCUUGAUCGUGCCAACAUUGGUAAUGCUCGCAUUCAGGGCAUGGAUAAGGAACUUGACCUGAGCGGCUACCGCUUCAACUGGGCUCUUUCGAUCUUUUAUAUUGUCUACCUGUGCUUCGAGGUGCCUAGUAACAUCAUCUUGAAGAAGGUUGGCCCUCGUUACUUCAUACCAGGUCUCGUCGUCGGUUUCGGCUUCAUCUCCAUGUGCACGGCAUUCAUCAAGACUUUUGAGCAACUGUGUGCAAUGCGCGCCCUUCUGGGUAUUUUUGAGGGCGGCGCCAUGCCUGGCAUCGCAUUCUUUCUCAGCUCCUUCUACAAGCGCAAGGAGUUGUACUUUCGCGUCGGAAUCUAUGUCUCGGCCGCCUCGAUGGCUGGUGCUUUUGGAGGCCUCCUCGCUACUGGCUUGACUCGAAUCCCGACUUGGGGAAUCGCAUCAACAAGGAUCGGAACCUGGCGCAAUAUUUUCUUCUUUGAGGGCAUCAUCACCAUGAUUGCAGGCAUUCUGGCGCCCAUCAUCCUCCCUCAGAGCCCAUCCAGCUCCAAGCGCCUGACUCCCCGCGAGCAGUGGAUCGCCGAGGAGCGUCUGCGCCGCGAACACCGGUCCGACUCCAACGAGAACGUCAAACCCAAGCACGUCAAGCGCGCUGUUCUCAACAUUAUGAACUACAUUUGCGCCGGCGGCUUCUUCCUCAUCAACGUCACGGUCCAGGGCGUCUCCGUCUUCAUGCCGACGCUGCUGGCCGAGCUGGGCUGGACCUCGACCAAGGCCCAGCUGUACAGCGUUCCCCCCUAUGUUCUGGCUUCGCUCGUUGCUAUUGGCAUUGCCUUUGUCAGCGACAAGACGGCCCGCCGCGGCAUCUACCUUGCUGGCUUCACUCUGAUUGGCAUUGUCGGCUUCUCCAUCCUGCGCUGGAGCGACAAUGCCAACCUCAAGUACAUGAGCAUCUACUUUGUUACCAUCGGUGCCUUUCCCGGUGGCCCUGGCUUCCUAGCCUGGGGUCUCAACAAUUCGGCCGGUCCCGCUGUUCGCGCUGUCUCGGGUGGCUACAUUGUCUCGAUUGGCACUGCUGGCGGUAUCUUGGCCGUCUGGGCAUAUCUCGCCCGCGACGGCCCCGACUUUCAUAUUGGCCAUACCAUCAAUCUUGUCGCCCAGUUCCUUGUGCUGGGUCUGUCGCUUUCUGGAAUCGCGUAUUGCAAGUGGGAAAAUCGGCUGCGGGCUCGGGGUGGUCGUGACUAUAGACUGGAAGGGCUGACGGAGCAGGAACAGGCCGAUCUUGGAUACAGACAUCCCGAGUUUAGAUAUAUUGCUUGA